Molecule: messenger RNA, 963 nt
Organism: Rotaria sp. Silwood2
Lineage: Eukaryota; Metazoa; Rotifera; Eurotatoria; Philodinida; Philodinidae
Source: the annotation of a GenBank genome assembly
AUGAUUGAACAUAGUGCAAAUAGUACAAAUAAAUUGAUUACUGGUAAUUAUAAUCAUAAAAAAAGUUUUUCUGAUGAUCAAUCAUUCGAUGAUGAACAAACAUCAGCAAAAAUAGAGAAAGAAAAUUUUCAAAAAUUAAAAGAGUCAGAAUCUUCACCACCACAGAGUCCUACUGAUCGACCUUCAUUUCGUGGUCCAUUCGGCAUCACAAUAGAUUCAUCGAAAGAACAAGUAAUUAAAUUAUAUGGUAUUAGUGGUGCAGGCACAUUAGCUGUUAUUACUUUUGUCAUUAUCUUUCUUGAUUGUUGUAAUGAUGGAAAUAAGAAAAGUCGCGAACAAGAAGCUUUGUAUAAAAUUUUACAAGAAAAAGAAGCUAGAGAAAAAGCUUUUGCUCUACGACGAAGUCGUCGAAUAGCUGAAGGUAAAGAAAAAAAACCAAAACCAUUUAUUAUUCAACAUCAACAACCACGAAAUGUAACUAACAAUUCCCAUCCUCAUCCUUAUUAUCAUGUUAAUCCGCAUCAUAAUCAUCAUGUUCAACCAUUUCCACCAACAUCUUAUCAUCAUCCAUUUGUUUGUCCUGUUUGUCAUGAUUUACAUGCAUCUGGUAAUGCUCGACAUAAUAUAAGUGAUGUUGGUGUUGAUACAUCAGAUAAAUUUGAUCCUGUAGCCAAAAGUAAAAAAGUAAUUCAUAAAUCAACACGUGACGCACAAACUCAACCUAAACUUUGGGAUACUGAACGUGGAACACAAACAGAUCGAACAGAAGGUACACAAACAUCAACUAUGGAAUUAAGUGGAAUGCCUAGUAAUAUAACACAAAUUAUACAUGAAACAACGAUUUUAAAAGCACCAAGAAGUCUUAUAAGUACACUUAAAACGUCUAUGGCACAACAAGAUAAGGAUAUAGCUAUUAAUCGUGCUGUAACUGAUACAAAUACAAUGACACCAACUAUUAUUUGA